This is a messenger RNA of Schistosoma haematobium, 1059 nucleotides long. It is a transcript of the gene RPL10A, whose product is annotated as 60S ribosomal protein L10A. The transcript has 6 exons. NCBI's taxonomy places the organism in Eukaryota, Metazoa, Platyhelminthes, Trematoda, Strigeidida, Schistosomatidae. Bases 72 to 725 code for a protein of 217 amino acids. The record is from RefSeq and is a predicted model, not a curated record. Gene Ontology annotation, biological process: translation. Gene Ontology annotation, cellular component: large ribosomal subunit. Gene Ontology annotation, molecular function: RNA binding; structural constituent of ribosome.
UGAAGGUUGAAAUUUGUUUGAACGCCUAAUGAUCUGAGUGUCCAGCGUCAUUCAGUAGUUAGAGCGUGGUCAUGAGUAAGGUACCGAAGGAUCUUCUGCUGCGGUCAUGUGCUGAUAUUAUUGAUUACAGCAACAAAGUGAAGAAACGGAAGUUUACCGAAACUGUUGAGCUACAGAUAGCGUUGAAAAACUAUGACGUUCAGAAGGACAAGAGAUUCACCGGGACUGUGCGACUAAAGCACAUUCCACGUCCCAGAAUGUCUGUGUGUGUGCUUGGGGACGAACAACACUGUGACGAGGCCAAAGCAGCAGGAAUUCCAUGUAUGGAUGCGGAAGAAUUGAAGAAAUUCGGCAAAGAGAAGAAGCCGUUGAAAAAAUUCGCCAAGAGUUACCACGCUUUUGUCGCUAGUGAAACCAUCAUUCGUCAGUUUACAAGGACAGUGGUUCCAAUCCUAACCAAGUACGGGAAGUUUCCAAGUGCAGUCACACACAACGAGCCACUAAUGAAUAAGGUUGACGAAAUAAAAGCUACAGUCAAAUUCCAGAUGAAGAAGGUUCUCUGCCUGAAUGUCGCUGUUGGCCACGUAAAAAUGACUCCUGAGGAGCUGGCACAAAAUAUCAACUUGUCAAUAAACUUCCUUGUAACGCUAUUGAAGAAGAAUUGGCAAAACGUCAGGUGUUUGUACAUUAAGAGUACUAUGGGUAAACCGCACAGGUUGUACUAAAUACAAUUAUAAUCGGGUACUCGUUACUUCUCAACAAAAACUACAAUCAUCGGUUCCUGCUAUGCUGCAACUUUACGUCGGUUUCAUGUGCAUUUAGUGUAUAUUUCUCGUCAAGUUAAGCGACCGUCAUGACUUGAAACCUAAUCGUAUCACAGUCCGACACGAGGGCAACGCGUUGGUACUCCGUAUGGGAUAUUUUCGUGGGAGAUUUUUUAUAUUCCAAACAUGUAAAACUUUUUGUCAUAUAUAAGUACCACACUAUUCAAUACGAUUGUUUGGAUUUCGAUAAUUUCUGAUUUUAAUUUGAAAUAAGAAGAUACUACCUAUUUCUACA